UGUUUACAAGAACAAAGUUCGUAAAACUACCAAUAGAUGGCGCUGUGCUUACUUAGCUCUCGCAAGUGAAGUAUUCGGAGGGCCCUUUAUAUAGUAAAAUCUGUUUGUAUGAAAUCAACUAUCUUUGGAACAAUAUACCGUUGUUUGCGAAGUUGGCUUUUAUUUAGCCUAGCAUUCCCUCGACUGGACCUGGGGUGUGUACAUGGUCCUUCGAGCUCCGGUAAGGUGUGCCAGACCUCAUCCGGAUGGGAAAGUCGUUCUGACGGUGACGCGAAUUUUGGAGCAUUAAGGCGGAGUGUGGUGCACUGGAGGUGCCUAUCUGGUGCUGCCUGUCUGGAGGAGCAGCACCCUGAGGAGUUGGAGCUGCUGCAGCAGGGGUCCGAGCUUGGUGGCGAAUCCGGCUUUGGACUUCGGGACGGUGCUGGUGCUGAUGCUGGUGAGGAGGUGCCGUCAGGAGCCAGUUCAGGUGCCAGAAAAGGACAACUGACCAGUGACGUCACGCGCGAGUGAGUGACAAGGACAAAAACUGUGAGUGUUGAAUUAUUUUCUUAUUGGUCGAGUCAAGCAAAAUUGAACUCUAUAGCUUCGUGGUAAAUAACUUUAAAACUUGGAAGUGAUAUUAAAAUACGAUACGUAGUGAAGUGAAUUGGA
Ostrinia furnacalis (Asian corn borer) is the source of this 651-nucleotide messenger RNA. RefSeq lists its product as uncharacterized. The record is from RefSeq and is a predicted model, not a curated record. NCBI's taxonomy places the organism in Eukaryota, Metazoa, Arthropoda, Insecta, Lepidoptera, Crambidae. Bases 109 to 510 code for a protein of 133 amino acids. The transcript is spliced from 2 exons.